CACAUUUCGUCAUUACGCAAUGGGUGGCGACGUGGAAAACAUGGAGGAAAAGGGUACGUAGAGUUAGGCUAGCAGUGUAAAUGACUUUGUAAUUUCAAGUGUUUUCCUCUUUUGAAAUAAACACGGUUAUCAGUCGGUAUAAAACCGCUUCUUUCCGGGGAAGCUCUUGGUCAUUAACGCUACUGGAAGCCAAGAGGAGCCAAAGAAACUGCGAGAAGCUUUUGUGACAGGAUUUGGCUCAUGCCCAGAAAAUAAGGACUGAAGAUCGACAGGUGUGGCUGGAAAAAGUCAGGAAAUAUGGGAGCGAACACUAGCCAGGUUACUGACUUGUCCGAAAACACCAGCCUGAAGGCCCUGGUGGGCACACAGUCCAUAUCUGAAAACGACCCCUUUUGGAAUCAGCUCAUCUCCUUCACCUUUAUCAGUCCUACAAACAGUGGAGACUCGAAGUUACUUGAAGAGGCUGUCAUCCCACUGGCCAAGACUCUCAUUCAAAACAAUCCCAGGACGGGAAACUUUGGUGCUCUUGUGAGAGUUUUUCUGGGCAGAACCAAGGAGCUGAAAAUUUCUACAGAAUGCCAGGAUCAAUUAUUCAUCUGGCAGGCGCAUAAUGCACUGUUCAUGAUUCGCUGCCUGGUGAAGGUUUUCAUCAGAGAGAUGAGCGAGGAGGAGCUGCUGCAACAGUUCUCCUUCCAGGAGAGGGCGCCAGGCUCCUGUGGAGAAGCCGGGAGCGAGGACCUCCUGGAGGAGCUGUUGUUGAAUCUCGUUCACCUGAUUGUUGAAGUGCCCCUGCUCGACAUCACCUACAGCAUCCUGUUUGAAGCAGUGACAACGUUACUGAUAUUCUUCUCCUAUCAACUCUUCCACAAAGACAUCCUCCGAGAUGGAUUCAUAUACCAGCACAUCAUGAAGGGGCAAUGCUUGGAGCUGACUAGUCGGCUGGUGAAGACCUUGCUAUAUAACUUCAUCAGGCAGGAGAAGUGUCCUCCUCCUUCAGCCCACAUCUUUGAGCCGAAAGCUGAAGGCGGCCUUCUUUAUGGGCUGGCGUCUGGAGUGGCAAGUGGUCUAUGGAGUGUCUUCACUCUUGGUGGAGCUGGUAGUAGAGCUGGGAUAGACCAGGACAACAAUCUUUUACCUUUAUCCAAUCAGAGCCUCCUGCUGCUGCUGGUAUUGGCCAAUCUAACAGACGGGCCAGACUGGCCCAACCCCUUCCGCCAGGCUAUCACUUGUUUCAGAAAUACACAAGACACGUCGUCGCUGCCUGUGGAGCCACCUCACACUUUCCAGAUCAAUUUCAACAGCCUGUACACCGCUCUGUGUGAGCAGCAGCGCUCCGACCAGGCCACUCUGCUGCUCUACACCCUGCUCCACCAGAACACCAACAUGAGGACGUACAUCCUGUCAAGAACUGACAUGGACAAUCUGGUUUUGCCCAUCCUCGAGAUCCUUUACCACGUAGAGGACAGAAAUUCCCACCAUGUCUACAUGGCCCUUAUUAUUCUUCUUAUUCUUACGGAGGACGAUGCCUUCAAUCGCUCCAUCCAUGAGGUGGUGUUGAAAAACAUUUCAUGGUACACAGAGAGGUCACUGACAGAGAUCUCGCUUGGAAGUUUGCUCAUCCUGGUUGUCAUUCGCACCAUCCAGUUCAACAUGACACGGACGAGGGAUAAGUACCUACACACCAAUUGUCUUGCUGCACUGGCCAACAUGUCAGCCCAGUUUCGAAGUCUCCAUCAGUACGCCGCUCAGCGCAUCAUCAGUUUAUUUGCUUUGCUUUCCAAAAAGCACAACAAGGUUCUGGAGCAGGCAACACAGUCUCUAAGAGGCAGACAAGGAGACAAUGCAGCCUUGCCAGACUACGCGCAGGACCUGAAUGUGAUUGAGGAGGUGAUCCGCAUGAUGCUGGAAAUCAUCAACUCCUGCCUCUGCAACUCCCUGCACCAUAAUCCCAACCUGGUGUACGCGCUGCUUUACAAGAGGGAGCUCUUCGAGCAGUUCAGGUCCCACCCAUCCUUCCAGGACAUCAUGCAGAACCUUGACACGGUGAUAGGAUUCUUCAGUCAGCGUCUGGAGCAGGCUGGAAGUGACCUGUCAGUGGAGAGGGUUCAAGAGGUCAUCAUGAAAGGAGCCCAGGCCUUGCCUAAAGACAGACUGAAGAAGUUUCCAGAGCUAAAGUUCAAGUACGUGGAGGAGGACCAGCCAGAAGACUUCUUCAUCCCCUACGUUUGGUCGCUGGUCUUCAACUCCGGUGUUGGCCUCCACUGGAACCCGCAUGGCAUCGAGUUGUUCAGCAUGGACUCUGGCUGAACAAGAAAACAACCCCCAAAAACAUUCAGUCUUCAUCACAGUUCAAAACAGAAUAAAAGGACUAAUGAGUGUGUGUGUGUGUGCGUGUGUGUGAUUUAUUUGGUGUGUGUGUGUGUUACCAUUUGUAGAAUGUGCACGCUGCUUUCAAAGUGCCUCGACCUUGUACAUGAUGGAGUUCCUUUUUAUGCAGCACAACCUUGUAUUGUAAUAACUGCUCUGCUUCAACACUGUGAAGCCUCAUCAGUGCUGCUUAGCGGUGCACACAGUAGCUUCCAAUUGUUCCCCAAUAUAUUUCUGUAGUGGAUGCUUGUUUAACAGCACAUAUCUGUUUUUGUUUGAUCAAGACGCUCAGAUUUCUGGCAAUGGAGGAUUCCCUUUAUUUUGUCAUUCUUCAAAGAAACAGGUCACUGAGGAAAAAACAGACAAUACGUACAUGUUACACAUUUCCACCGUGCAACUUUAGAUCCUUAACUAUGUUGUAAUGUACUGAGUUUUAAAUAUUAAUGUCAUAUAUUUAGGUGUUAUUUGGAUCCCUCAUGAGAACAGCUGCGAUUUAUAACUGGUUUGUUUGUGAAGUUGCCGUUGGGUUCAAAACAGUCAGAGAAACAUAAUUUAUUAUCAACUUUUAGAUUAAAAAUGCAGAGUCCCUGGCUGUGUAAUAUCCAUCGUUCAUGUACAGUUUAAUUAGAGCUUAAUCCGAGUCCCUAGACAAUAUUAGCCUCCUGCAUCACUGUGAUUCAUGUGAUUUCAUCGUUGCUUCCAGCCUGACUUCACUCAGUCUUUGUCAUUUGCAUCUUUCUGGAUAGUCUCCCAAGGCAAGUACUUAAACUAGGACAGACACUACAUCUCUUGUCCUGUUGUGCAUAGCUACAACUGUCUCUUCAAUUUGUUACUUUAUAUGCAUGUUUAACUUGAGACUUAAGUUAUUUAUUUCCAUGUAUGUUGGGUUUUUUAUAUAUAAAUAUAAAGAUGCAUAUUCAAGACCACUAAAUAUAAAUGUGGCAGGGAACAAGGUGAGCACUGCUUUUGAGGCUGAAGGCCAUGGAAACCGGAUUGGAAAAUUAGCUUUUUAUUACUGCAAAUUCAGCUAUCAUUUUGUCAGUUUUCUUUGAAAAAUAGGAGUUUCAAUAAAAUGGUUAAAUCAA
This is a messenger RNA of Poecilia reticulata (guppy), 3452 nucleotides long. It is a transcript of the gene dym, whose product is annotated as dymeclin. Gene Ontology annotation, biological process: Golgi organization. Gene Ontology annotation, cellular component: Golgi apparatus. The record is from RefSeq and is a predicted model, not a curated record. NCBI's taxonomy places the organism in Eukaryota, Metazoa, Chordata, Actinopteri, Cyprinodontiformes, Poeciliidae.